Tinamus guttatus (white-throated tinamou) is the source of this 2402-nucleotide messenger RNA. The record is from RefSeq and is a predicted model, not a curated record. NCBI's taxonomy places the organism in Eukaryota, Metazoa, Chordata, Aves, Tinamiformes, Tinamidae.
AUGGUCCAUCACAGAUGGAACAAGGCAAAAUCCUUGGCAAAAACUUCAAGAGCUCCUGUGAGUUGGCAGGUGGAGACUGAGGUCCUGGAGACCUGCAGGUGGACUUGGCACCUGCGAUCCCCCAUGGAUGGGGAUGGCCCUUUGCUCCUGCUGGAGCCUCUUACGUUGCUGCUGCCCCUUGACCCUGGUCAUGAGUUAUUUCUGCAGCACGUGACGAUGCGGGGACACUUACAAGACCUCUGCACCCAACGUGGCUGCUGUUGGAGCCCGCAGAGCGACACCAGCGUGCCCUGGUGCUAUUUCUCUUCCAACCAUGGGUACCAAGUGGCUGGAUCCGUGCAGACAACCGCGGCGGGGUUCCAGGCUACGUUGACAAGGCUCUCAGCACCGUCCCUCUUUGGCAACGAUAUUAACACUGUGCUCCUCACGGGAGAGAAUCAGACACAGAAUCGCUUCCACUUCAAGAUCACUGAUCCUAACGCACAAAGGUUUGAAGUCCCCCAUGAACAUGUGGGAACCUUCCAAGGAUCUGCGGCCUCCAACUUAAAGUACAGAGUCGACAUUGAGCACAAUCCCUUUGGCAUCCUGGUGACCAGAGUGAGCAAUGGGAAAGUCCUAUUCAAUACCACCAUUGGGCCACUGCAGUAUGCUGACCAGUACUUGCAGCUCUCCAUCAAACUGCCCAGCAGCAACAUCUACGGUGUGGGCGAGCACGUGCACAAGCAGUACCGACAUGACACCGACUGGAAAACAAAAAUCAGCAGGGACAUUGGCCCCUCCGGGGACAUGAAUAACUUAUAUGGAGUUCAAACUUUCUUCCUGUGCUUGGAAGACAACACUGGUGCCUCUUUUGGUGUCUUCUUAAUGAACAGCAAUGCCAUGGAGUUUGUAGUGCAGCCGGCCCCAGCGGUGACUUAUCGAACCAUCGGAGGGAUCCUUGAUUUCUAUGUCUUGUUGGGGGACACGCCGGAGCAAGUGGUGCAGGAAUACCUGCAGCUGGUGGGGCUGCCGUUGCUGCCGGCCUACUGGACCCUGGGCUUCCAGCUCAGCCGCUGGAACUACGGCUCCUUGGACGAGGUCAAAGCCGUGGUGCAGAGGAACCGCGACAUCGACCUGCCCUACGAUGUUCAGUACACCGACAUCGACUACAUGGAGGAAAGGAAAGAUUUCACUUAUGACAAAGUGAAUUUUAGAGAUCUACCUGAUUUUGCAAAUUAUAUGCAUGGCAAUGGACAAAAAUAUGUUCUCAUCUUGGAUCCUGCUAUUAGCACAGAUAAUCUUGUGGAUGGGAGCCCGUAUGGAAGCUAUGUCAGAGGAGAGAGCCAGAAGGUUUGGAUUAAUGAAUCAGAUGGAGUAACGCCGCUAAUUGGAGAGGUGUGGCCAGGAGUAACCGUAUUCCCAGACUUCACCAAUCCUGACUGCACCAGCUGGUGGGCGGAGGAAUGCAGAUUAUUUUACGAAACGGUGCCCUAUGAUGGUAUCUGGAUUGACAUGAAUGAAGUAUCCAACUUUGUAGCAGGCUCAAAUAAAGGCUGUGAGCAGAACGACUUAAACUACCCACCCUUCACUCCCAGUAUUCUUGAUGGACUGAUGUUUUCCAAGACGCUCUGUAUGGAUGCAGUGCAGAAGUGGGGGAAACAGUACGAUGUCCACAGCCUUUUUGGCUACUCCAUGACCCUCUCAACCCAUCAAGCCAUCCAGACGGUGUUUCCAGGCAAGAGGAGCUUCCUUCUUUCGCGAUCCACCUUUAUCGGGUCGGGAAAGUACACGGGACACUGGCUGGGGGACAACGCGGCGCUGUGGGACCACCUGAGAUGGUCCAUACCCGGCAUACUGGAGUUCAACCUCUUCGGGAUUCCCUACGUUGGAGCAGAUAUUUGUGGUUUCUUUGAUGACACCACAGAAGAACUUUGCCUACGGUGGAUGCAACUAGGAGCAUUUUAUCCAUUUGCCAGAAAUCACAAUGCUGAGCUAUACAUACCUCAAGAUCCAGCUGUGUUUGGGGCUGAUUCGAUUUUGGUGAAAACUUCAAAGCAUUACUUGACUAUCCGCUAUACCCUGCUUCCCUACCUGUAUACGCUCUUCUACAAAGCUCACACUCGAGGAGACACUGUUGUACGGCCAGUUUUGCACGAGUUUUAUUCUGACGAAGAAACGUGGAGUGUUGACGGACAGUUCCUGUGGGGUCCUGGGCUGCUCAUCACUCCUGUGCUCGACGAGGGUGCAGAUGUGAUCCAGGCAUACAUCCCUGACGCAGUGUGGUACGAGUACGAGACGGGGACAAAAAUCUCCUGGAGAAAAGAGUGGAUUGACAUGUUCCUACCAGCAGAUAAGAUGGGACUUCACUUGCGGGGAGGCUACGUAUUCCCAUUCCAACAACCAGCCACCACAACUGUAGAUAG